AAAACCCGUCCUCAUCAUGUCGUCCGACCUCCAAUGGCUUCUCCUCCGCGGAAACAACUCCUUCAUCGUGAAGCGAGUGCCAGAGGGCCCCAUCUUCUCCAAGGAGCCUGGUAACCUCCGCAAUAUCCACUCAUACAAAUACUCUGGACUCGCCAACUCAAAGGUCGUCGACGUCUCGGAAUCAGCGGGUACCGUCAAGAUCAGCACCCGCAAGACAAAGGCGUCGCCUCGCGCUGUUAACCCUGCUACUGCCACCUCGACUAUCCGCCCACGCUCAGGUGGUCGUCGUGCGCUUGGAAUUGCUGCUGGACCUGCGAAGCGUGGAUAUAGGCCUGAUCUGCGAACUGCCACCCUCGCCCGUGUAUCCGCCCUCAUCGCCGCACAAAAAGAACCCAAGCCAACCCCAGCGAAGAAGGUUCGGGGCAAGAAGGCCCAGGCAGUCUCAGCUUGAUUGCUCGUGUAGACGUUCUCUUUUUUCUUUCGCUUUCUUACGCACAUAUGGUCAUGCCACAAGCAAAUAUAUGUAUGAUUUACGACCAGGAAAGGAAGAAUUCGGAAGUGUUCAACGGCGUGCUUUUCCCCGUGGCGAUACAAGUACACUAUAAUACAGAAACGAGAAGGAAGAUGCGACUAUCGUACAAGAUAAGAAAAAGAGAGAGAAGGCGGACCACUCCAACAUCGCAUGGCUUGUUCAGCGCUCAAAGUCCAAAUCCCUUCGCAGGCUGAACGAUCCUCGCCCCGGCCUUGUACGCAGGAACAGAGUCCCUGGUGGGUCUCGUAGACUCCGCCUUCCACUGCGCAUAUUCCUUCGUCUUGCGCUCAGCAUCGUGCUGUCCGUGCUUCCGCUCCUUCUUGGGCGAGUUUUCUUCCUCAUGAUGUUGUUGUUGCUGAUGUGCCCCUUGCUCGUCACCCCCUGGCGCAGCGGGCCUAGGGUAAUCAGGGGCGGGCUCCCUCUCCGUGGGAGGGGUAGCUUGAGGAGCGGCG
Laccaria bicolor S238N-H82 is the source of this 984-nucleotide messenger RNA. RefSeq lists its product as uncharacterized. NCBI's taxonomy places the organism in Eukaryota, Fungi, Basidiomycota, Agaricomycetes, Agaricales, Hydnangiaceae. The transcript has 6 exons. The record is from RefSeq and is a predicted model, not a curated record. Bases 17 to 451 code for a protein of 144 amino acids. Gene Ontology annotation, cellular component: ribosome; cytosolic large ribosomal subunit. Gene Ontology annotation, molecular function: structural constituent of ribosome. Gene Ontology annotation, biological process: translation.